AUGUCUACCUCGGCCGCUUCGGCCGCUUCGGUGGAGCUCGGCGAGCCGCUGCGCGAGCCACUCCCGUCCCUUUCCUUGCUUCUCUCCAUCGACGACCUCGCCGAGUCGAUCGCGGCGCCGUGCGGCCUCGCCACGCUCACGGCGCUCGCCGGAGCCUCGCGCUCAGCCAGGGCGGUCUCUCGGCGACUGAUCCGAAACUCCGAGUGGGCCGUCACCCACGCCGGCUCUCUCGACAGCGCAGCAUGGAUUUGCGCCCACCGCCAGCCCGAGCAACGUCUACUGCCGCUCGGAUCCGCUCCCGCAGCCUCACCGUGGGCGUGCAGCGGCAUCGCCUGCGCCGCCGUCUCUGGCGCAUGGGUCGCCUCAGGCGGCGGUGACCUUCUCUGCCGCGUGUGGAGGCGCGGCUCGCGGCUGGGCGAGCCGCUCGCUCUCCAGCACUCGGAUGAGGUGUCGUGCCUGGCGCUCGACGGCAGCCGGCUCGCCAGCGGUUGCCGAGACGGCACUAUUCGCCUAUUCGAUUUGUCGGUAGCAGAGACGGCGGCGGAGGCGGCAGCCGGAGCCACCUUGGCCCAUCGGCACUCGACCGGAGAAGACGACGGUGCGGCGGUGCUGUGCCUCGUCUUUCCGCGGGCCGGCUCCCUCCUCACCGGCGGGGCGGACCGCCGCCUCCGCCUCUGGACGACAGACAGCGGGCUGGCUGCGGCCGGGGCUGUGGCGGUCGAGGCGGCCACUCCCGCCCUCGCGGCGGCGGACGGGCUCGUCGUGAGCCCCGCGGCGGACCACUCCCUCGAGCUGCGUGAUGCGGACUCGCUCGCCUUCCGAGGCGCUCUCGUCGGCCACGCGCGGCCCGUGCUCGCCGUCGCGAUGGCCCCCGGCCGUGUGGUGAGCGGCGGCGGCGACGGCCGCCUCUGCGUGUGGGCGCUCCGCGCGUGCUGCGGUGAGGCGGGCGUGGCGGGGGAGUGCCUGUACGAGCUCACCUCGGGGCGAGGCCGCGUGCCCGUGCUCGCGCUCGAGGGCGACCUCCUCCUCGCGGCCGGCGGCGGCACCGAGGGCGUCUGCGUUUGGGACCUCGCCGGCGGACGCUGCGCGGCCAGGCUCGGCCGGCGCUUUGGCGGCGGCACGCGUGGCAGCGUGAGCGCCCUCGCGCUGAGCGGGCGAGGCGCCGUUCUAGGCGACACGCAAGGACACACCGUCCUCAUCGAGUGCCCCCCACUGUGCUCAUAG
Molecule: messenger RNA, 1224 nt
Organism: Emiliania huxleyi CCMP1516
Lineage: Eukaryota; Haptophyta; Isochrysidales; Noelaerhabdaceae
Exons: 1
Coding region: 1-1224 (407 amino acids)
Molecular function (GO): protein binding
Source: RefSeq, a predicted model, not a curated record